Molecule: messenger RNA, 2954 nt
Organism: Poeciliopsis prolifica (blackstripe livebearer)
Lineage: Eukaryota; Metazoa; Chordata; Actinopteri; Cyprinodontiformes; Poeciliidae
Product: UPF0450 protein C17orf58 homolog
Exons: 5
Coding region: 17-1210 (397 amino acids)
Molecular function (GO): protein binding
Source: RefSeq, a predicted model, not a curated record
AACUGGUCCAUCCAAGAUGACAGGAAUUACUCUGGUUCUUUUGUUUCUGGCGUUUCCUCUCUGUGACACAGAGGAGCAAGUUGUCAACGAGCUGUACACCCUUAUAGACAAGGGUCCACAGGAUCCUGCACCAAGCAACCAAACCAGGCUGGUGGUCAAAGAGCCCACCCUGCCCAUCAAUGAGCUCUUGGAGAAAAGCAGCAAGUCCAGUGAGUCUAAGAUAAACUUCCACCCAAUGCCAUCCGCUGUGUGGCCAAAGCACAGCAACCUGGCCCCAGUCCUCCGUCACCACGGCCCCAACAAUAAGAGCAAAAAGGGGCACAAGAGUGACCGCUUAACCGAGCACAACAGUGAGAAAAACAGGGGGGAAGUUGCCGGUUUGUUUCCCAAAACCCAGCUGACAGGAGCCACAAGUGCCGGCUCCAAUCGCACAACACAGAAAAUCAGUCAGGACGCCCAGACCCACAUCAGCCCUCCUCAGCAGAGCGAGCCGGAAGGACAGCCCAACUCCAAACCCAAGACCCCAGCUCAGACACAAACACCCGUCCAGCCGCAUCAAACAGCUUCUUCACCUCGCAGAGACUCCUCCAACCGACGCCAGGACCCAGAGGAGAACCGGCCCGGGAGGUCCGGCCUCUACCAGUCUGGAAUCAGCUCCGCGGCCUGGAACAACAGCCGCCCGCCGGUGUUUUUUACCCGGCGGCCCUCCAGCCUGCUCUACCAGUUUGACGUCCUGAGGCGAGAGUCUGACUACACAUACGAUGCCUUCUGCAUGAGCGAGUGCAGGAAGGAGAAGGAUGAGAGGGAAUAUUACUGCUACAGUGAGUUUGCUGUCAAUGGGAUUGUCCAUGACAUCGAUGUUUUGAGGAAAGGAGUCAGACUGAUCACGCUGAUGGUGAGCGCUGACGGCUUCUACAAGAUGAGUCGUCUCUACGUGACCCCAGACAGCUUCUUCUUCAAGGUUCGCCUCCUGGUCCUGGACACCUUCAAGUGCAGCAAGCCCUGUCCUGAUAUCAAGCUUGGGGCCAGAUACAUUGUAAUGGGUCAGAUCUACCACCGGAGGCGCCACCUUCCCAGUGACCUCCUGACCCUGCUGGCUGGCAAACUAAAGCCCGGGGAUGGCCUCCUGCGCAGCAGCAACUACGUCAAAAGGUUCAACAAACGGAGACACCAGAAAGCUCUGGAGGCUGUCCGCUCCAGGUGUAGGUGAACCGCCGACGAGAAUAUCGCCCCCUGCUGCGGGGGAAGAGACUUCGCAGCCGAUCUUACCCAACCCUGUGGCACUGUGCAAGAGGGGAGGAUGUGGAGCGGAAGUGGAGGUGCUCUCAUAUGGACCGCUACCAUGUAUCGUCAUACCGCCUUUAUCUAUGAAGUUCCCAAAGAACUGAACUGAGCUGGGCCCUCUUUGAUGCAAGCGGGAUGCAGCAAACUACUUUCUCGGGGGUUUUCAAUGCACAAACAGCUGUCAAACACAGAUAAUACUGACUAGAAAUAAUUAUUCUGCCAUUGUUUUUGGCGCCCGAUCUAGCCUGGCGCCCCCCUGGGCGUCGAAUUUUAGCACAUACCCACUUCUUUUGCGCCAAUGGAUACAGGCGAUUUUGGCUAACUGGACUCCUCCUCGUGCCGGCUUGGGACUCAAGUGCUCCUUUCUCACGCUGUCUCCUGAGCUCAACUCGAAUCCAACUCUUCACGCGUUCAUGGCUGGUACACGAAGUACCAGAGCUGAAUGGGUAUCACUUUCCCGAAGAGACGCGAAGCCGCUCCAAAGCAUGGCACCAAUGGCCCAUUUGUUGAAUCCGCUUCGAAAUUUGGCAUUGGGAAAAGACUCUUGUCUGUUUUCCACAAUAAUCGACACAGCGUAGGAUGCUGGGACGGUUGAGCGAUGCUUCCACUUCCUGGACAGUAAAUCCAGAUAGCAAGGUUUAAGAAUUGUUGCAAAUUUUUCCAGAAUAUCAUAUUUUCUGUCGUUAUUACUCUUUUCAGUUGCCUUGACUUCAAAGAACUGUACUGCGACUUAAAACAACAACAAAACGGGUCAGCAGAUCUUUGGACUGGAGGAAUCUGAGGUCCAGACAAACCAGAGGCGACAAAUCAUGGCGGACAGUGGAGAGGAGGAUUCAGCUGGCUCUGAGAGAGGCUCCGCUUCCUUUCACUUUUAAUUACGUGUCCGCGGUGAUAAGUGGGCCCAGAAAGGUGGAGGUCCAAACACGGCGACGAGGAGGAGUCGUGGGCUUCACGGCUGGGACCGGGCCGCGAACCCGGAUCGUGGGAAUGUGAUCCUCCACGCGCCCGAGAGGCCGCGGAGAGAGCGACGGAAAAAUAUAAAACCGAGAGAGACCGAGGCAGCGUCGAGUUUUGUCGAAUGAGCUUGUAGCGGGGGAAGUCACUUAAAUAAACUCUCGCCCUGUCUUGAAGAAAACCACGCGCUUCCUAGGUGAGAAACGCGUCAUUAAUCCUGGGGACGGAGGAGAGCGCGCGAGUGUCAUACAGAGGCCUUGGCCGUCACGGGUUCGAGUCCCGGCCCUCUCUCACAGCUUCCUGUUUCACUGCCGUCAAAAGAAAGGCCACUAUACUGGGGGGAUAGGGGAGACAUUUUUAAACACAUUAUUAUUAUUCGCAUCAUUACAUGCUACUUACAAGAAGUGCCGUCCCUCAAAACAGGGCGCGGAAAUUAACAGCCAAAUUCUGCUGGAGAGAACCUCUCCACCUCCUCCUCCUCUUCUUCCUCCUCGCCCCCCGCAUGUCCGUCAUCUCUGGUCAGUUCCCAGGCUCCACGCAGCCUCUAUCAGCGAUCAGCGCUGGAGGGAACAGGCGCAUGAGGCGGGCAGGAAACGGGAGCCUGAUCCACACUAUGGUCACUAUCGCAGCGGGAGGACAUUCCUCAUCACAGAACAUGAUGUGAAGGAGGGGUGUGUGUGUGGGGGGUGCGUGUGUGUGUGUGUGUGUGUGUGUGU